AUGUUUCUCUUACUUGUUGCUUUUUUGUCAGUGGUUUUUAAAAUUGGUUUUGUCAGCCUCUCAGCUCUGCAGCACUGGAACUGUCCUAAUGGAUACAGAUGGAAGACUGAAAACUCUGCUUGUAUAGAUAUUGAUGAAUGCCUUGAAGGUGGUUUGGGAACCUGUGGCCAAACCUGUAUCAAUGUUCCAGGGUCCUACAUCUGCUCCUGUUUGCCUGGCUACACUUUGGACAUUGACAAAAGGUCUUGCUAUGUGAAUGACCCUGCACCAUUCCUACUUUUUAGCCAUGGAAACGCCAUCUUUAGAAUUGACACUGAAGGGACCAAUCAUGAAAGAUUGGUGACUGAUACAAGUCAGUCAACGCUUAUGGAUUUUCAUUAUACAGAAGAGAAAGUGUAUUGGGUAGACUCUGAAAGGCAACUACUUCAAAGAAUUCACCUGAAUGGCACAAAACAAGAGAGGCUAUGUUACAUAGACAAAGGCAUUUCAGGGUUUGCUAUUGACUGGGUGAAUCAAGACAUUUUCUGGGCCAAUAGACAAAAAGCAACCAUAGAAGCAACAGACAUGAAUGGAAAGAAACGAAGAGUUCUUCUAAGAGGUGCUGGUCGUCCCACAAGGAUUACCAUUGAUGCUGAGCAAAGGCUAUUAUUUUGGUCUUCAGAUGGUACUGUUUCAAGUGUACACCGACUGUCUCUCAGUGGAAGUGAUGUGAGAAGUGUUUUAAGAACUACUGAAAAAAUAAAAGCAAUCUCACUAGAUCUGGUUGACAGGAGGCUCUACUGGAUCCAACAUGACCAUGGGAAAGACAUUUCCUAUAUUGGAUCAUGUGACUAUGAUGGCAGAGCUGUUAGUUUGCUCAAAAACUCUAUCCGACAUCAAUUGCUUGGUAUGUCUCUCUUUGCUGAGCACCUGUACUAUUCAGAGUUGAAAUCUGGUAUGAUAUGGAGAGCCAACAAGUAUACUGGAAAAGUUGUGGUCACAAUUAGCCUGAAGCCAUCAUUUUUUCCACCACUGGAGAUAAAAGUGGUACAUCCAUUUAAACAGCCAGGUGCAAGAAUUGAUUCUCAGGAUUUUGAAAAAGGAGCUUGUGAUUUGAACAAAGAAAAGUGCAGAAGAAGAAUCUGCAGGGCAGACUCAAGGACUCAUCGGUGCAAAUGUUCUAGUGGCUUUAUUUUAAGUCGAAAUAAACAGUUUUGUGAAGAUAUCAAUGAAUGUGGCUUCUGGAAUCAUGGCUGUACCUUGGGUUGUGUGAACAUCCCUGGCUCCUAUUACUGCACCUGCCCAAGAGGUUUUGUUCUGCUGCCUGAUAGGAAAACAUGCCAUGAGCUAAUUUCCUGUACAAGUAACAACACUGAAUGUAGCCAUGGUUGCCUUCAAACAUCUAAAGGACCUGUUUGCUUUUGUCCUGAAGGAUCUGUACUCAAAGUGGAUGGCAAAGCAUGCACAGGUUGUACAUCUCCAGAUAAUGGUGGCUGUAGUCAGAUAUGCUCUUCACUAAGUCCAUUCUCCUGGGAGUGUGCUUGUUUUCCUGGAUAUAAGCUUCAACGAGACAGAAAACACUGCACUGCUAUAGGUCCUAAGCCAUUUUUGUUAUUUGCAAAUGGCCAAGAUAUCCGACAGAUCAGUUUUGAUGGAACGGAUUAUGCAAGUUUACUUGACUGGCAGAUGGGAAUGGUCUUAGCAUUGGACUCUGACCCAGUGGAAAACAAGAUUUACUUUGCCCACACUGCCUUGAAAUGGAUAGAACGAGCUAAUCUGGAUGGCUCAAAUCGUGAAAAAGUUAUUCAUGAAGCUAUAGAUAUACCCGAAGGCCUUGCUGUGGACUGGAUUAACCGUAAAUUGUAUUGGACAGACAGAGGGAAGGCAUGCAUUGAAAGGAGCAAUCUGAAUGGGAUGCAAAGAAAAAUGAUCAUCUGGGAGGAUAUCUCUCAGCCCCGAGGGAUUGCCAUUCACCCAUUUACUAAGAGAUUAUUCUGGACUGACAUGGGGGUCAAUCCCCGGAUUGACAGCUCUUCAUUAGAAGGCAUUGAUCGCCAGGUUAUAGCCAGCACUGGUCUGGUGUGGCCCAGUGGAAUAACUCUUGACUACUUAGCUGACAAGCUGUACUGGUGUGAUGCUAAGAUGUCCGUGGUUGAGAGUGCAAACCUGGAUGGUUCUGGUCGUCGAAUUCUUGCCCAGAAUGAUGUAGGCCACCCUUUUGAUGUAGCAGUGUUUGAGGAUCACCUUUGGUUUUCUGACUGGGCUAGGCCAUCACUAAUGAGGGUGGACAAGAAGACCGGCCAAAACAGGGUACGUCUUCGAGGCAGCAUGCUGAGACCCUCAUCAAUGGUUGUAGUUCAUCCUUUGGCGAAACCAGGGGCAAAUCCUUGCCUUUAUGAGAAUGGAGGCUGUGACCAGAUCUGUGAAAACAAUUUUGGAGUUGCCCAUUGCACAUGCUAUCCAGGAUUUGGGAAAACUCAAGAUGGAAAAGCCUGUCAUGCUCUGGAUGCUUCCAACACAACAGCAGGAAGUGUCUCCCCGCACAAGGAGGUAAUGCCAAUGGCAACACCAGACACCUUGCUCCAGAGAACACAAACCAGUGGGAUAUUUGAGGAUACAGACAGUGGGGAAAGGCAGAACACUGGUGUUUUCUUGAAGGCUGAAAUCAUGGUAUCAGAUCAAGAUGAUUGCUCAGCACUAGAAUGUUAUGUCAAUGCAGAGUGUGUUUUGCUGGAAGAUGGUGCUGUGUGCCAGUGUUUGAAAGGAUUUACCAGGAAGGGGAAAUCAUGUUAUGAUAUUGAUGAGUGUGCCGUAAAUAUGGACCACUGUAAUAGAAACGUUUCAGUCUGUAUCAAUACAGAAGGAGGCUAUGUCUGUAAAUGCCUGGAGGGCUACACUGGAGAUGGAGUCCAUUGCUAUGAUAUUGAUGAGUGCAAGAUCGGGUCCCACACCUGUGGAGAGAAUGCAACCUGCACAAAUACAGAAGGAAACUUCACUUGCUCAUGUGCUGAUGAUGCUUCUAGAACUGGCAUCAGUUGCAAAGCUACUGUCACCCCCACUGCUGUCAGCAAUGAAUAUUCUACAGUCCCUGUACAAGGUGAUAUUGUAGGAUGUCCUCCUUCAUACGAGUCAUACUGUCUCCAUGGUGGAGUGUGCAAUUAUGUUUCUGAUCUACAGGACUAUGCCUGCAACUGUGUGACAGGCUAUGUUGGGGAGCGGUGCCAGUUCAGUGACCUGGAGUGGUGGGAGCAGCAGCAUGCCGAGAGGGUGAAGAUGAGGAAUAUCACCAUCAUCGUGUGUGUAACAGGGCUGGUCCUGCUGAUCCUGCUGGGCUUCCUGGCUGCCUACUGCCACAGAAGUCAAAACUUGUAUAGGAAGAAUCUCUAUGCAGAAGCGAUAAGAGAAGCCAGCAGCCGUGCUGACAAUGAGAACGUGACAGCUACUAGCAACAAGUCUCGGUUUGCGGUUGUUAAGGAGUGUAACAGUUCUCUGGAGACUAAAGCGGUUGAUCUAAUUGAGUGUGAGACAGCAGAUCCUCAUCCUGCCUGUCCUUCAGAAUAUGUGGAAGAACAGCCUAUAACAUAUGACAAAACAGCAGAGACUUUGGCAGAAGAGGAGAAAGAACAAGGUUGUCACCAAGAGGUUCCUGUUGGUGAGAAAUCGUAUCAGCCCAUGGGAGCAGAAAGGGACCCUCCUCAGGCUCCCUGGAGCAUCCACCCGAAGCCCCUGCUGGAAAGGGACCACUGUGAGCUUGCUGCAGCAAGCCUACUGAUGCAGCCAGAUUAGAAGCAGCCUGGGUCUGAGCAGGAAAAGGAGGAAAGAUGAAGCCAAUAGAGAAUGGAAACUCAUUAAACACUGAAGGAGCCCCUUUUUUGUUCAAAUCUGCUUUAGGAAAAAGCAAACAACAGCCCACAAAUCAAAACAGAGCAGAGGAGUCCUUACCACUCCUUCCCUGUCAUCUCUGCUUGGAAUAAUUACUAUUAACAAUGAGUACUCUAUUAUCUAUCACUUUAAGGGUCACUGCUGCUAACUUCAUUAGCUGCCUGCUACAAGGAAAACUGACAAGUGGGUGAUUUUUUAAAGUGUUUUCUAGUGGAGUUGGUUGCAAGCAGUCAUCUCUGUCUGUAUACAGGCUCCAGAAAUUGCCUAGAUAACGGUCCACAAGGACAACUGCAGAUAAACUAGAAUGGAAGAUUGUGCAGGAAAAUGAGAUAAAAAAGAAUCUUUAUUCCUGUAUUGUUCAUGGACACUGUAAGCCUCUUCCAGUUCUGCCUUCAGGCCAGAGUAACUUCUUGGACUUCACCAGAGAUAUUCUUGGAUCUUCUCUAAGUGAGCACCAAAUGGGAUCUUGCAUUUCUCAGGUUUGAAGGGCUGGAGGAGUGUUUGUGGGCAUGUGGUGUUAACUAUGGUCAUGUCUAUGAAGUGAGAGGUAGUAUUUGAGGGGAAAGUGUUUCUUCCAUUCAAUUUUCCAGUCUACACUGGCUCUUCAGAGCAUUUCAGGAUUGCUUCUGGACUGAGCCAGUGGGUCUGAAUCUGCUUUCAGCCCUGAAAGGAGGCAUGUGCUGAAGCUGUCCUCGCCUCACAGAAGUCUGGCAGCAAAACCUGGUACAUUGUAUAAUAAGACGUAGUGUGGGGAAAGACAUCCAGCCAAUAGCUGGUUCAACAGAACAGGAGGAGUGGGACAAACAAAAAACCACCUGUUUGGACUGACUUCCAUCUAGCUGUUUUGUGCUGCUGGAUAAAAUCUAUUGGAAUAACUGGGAAACAACAUCACUUUUUCUUGUAACUGGCUUUCUAACACCUACAGUUCCCUCCCAGUUAUUUAGUAAGAAUUAACUUAUAAAGCUCUGUUAUAUACAGGUUGUAGUUUAACUGUUUAUUGUAUCAAGGGAUUUUCACCACUGGUCUUGACUUUCUAAGUUUAUUUUCAGAAUAUAUUGGAAGAUAUCUGGAAAUCAGUUAGAUUACUAACAAUGUCUUCAUUGUAGGGGAUCACUCAGUCCUCUGCCUUUGAAGCCUACUACUGUAACUAUUAGACACUUUCUUUAAACUUCACUACAGUGCCCGCUAUUGCUGUUCCUUGUAAGUCGUUAGCUGGAUAGUAGUGGCAAAUGUUACUAAUUUGUUUGUUUAGCACACAAUUUUUUUAUUGGUUCUUUUAGACUCUUUACAGGAAGGUAUGGGAUGUAUGGGAUGCUGCCAUUUGGUUACCAGCUCUGUAGGUCAUGAUGGGAAAGAGUAUUGAAAGGUUCUUACUUCUUGUCCAAAAACAGCUACACACCUGAGUAACUUUGUGGAGUCAGUACUGAUUUGUUCUAGUGUAAACAGCAAGAGCACUGAGCCCAAGGUGUCUGAAUUACAAAAACUGUAAUGCUAUGUUGUGUGAAGUUGUCACUUAUUUAUCUUCUAAAGUGAUUUUUGCCAGUGGUUCUGAAUUGUUGAGUCUGAUUUCUAAUCAGUUCAGUUCUGAAUUCAGAAUAAACUUGUAAACUUGGCAUUGCCAGAGGUUAACUGGAACUAGUAGCAAUGAAGAUUUAUUUCCCUGUUCAUUGAAGAGGAGUUGGACUAGAUGACCUUUUAAAGUCCCUUCCAACUCAAACUAUUCUAUGAUUCUAUAAUAAGAUACAUUCUUUCAUGUGAAUGGCAACAUGAGUAUUUCAAUGGAAAAAGAAGUGGCUGAGGAGAGUUGGCACACUAAACUGUGUUCAGGAGAGGGCAGAACCAUUGGUAUUUGGUAGGUUUGAUUUUAAGUUCAGUAUAAUAAUAUUAAUUUCAUUAACAUUGUUGAAAGUUUCUAGUGUGGAUUCAUUGGUCUUUCACAGUUCAUCACUGAUCUUGUGUUUUGAUGUGAAGAGAGUCCAGCUGUAAAGACCCUGAUUCAGUAAAGAAUUUUAUUCCCAUGAGAGCUAGUAACACUACUUUGAUCCCUGCCCUUUGAUUAUCUGUGGUGAAAAUAAUGUUUUGCUUAAAAUCAAAGUAUUGUGUUGAACGACAGUCAAACAUUUAAUUGGAAGUUUCCCUGAUCAAAAGAAAUAACGAUUUGUAACUCUAAGUCUGGUUUAAACAAAGGCGUUUCAGACUCUUUAUAAAUUAAUUUCAUAUUCUACCUGGUGAUUUGUUUACUUUCCUUCUGUCUAAUGAUCUAAUUUUAAUUUUGAUAGUGUUCUUUACAGAAUAAGAUAGAAAAAAGGUGAUAUGUUUUUGGAAUUACAGUGUUUUGAGUUUUAAAUAUUUCCUAAACUCAGCUCUAAACCCAAACUAGUCUUCAGUGUAAAACCUUGAAAUGAUAUUUCAACACAAAUAUAAUAUAUUUGGUUUAUUUGUAUGUUUAUAAAGGUAUUGAUUUAUAAAAUAAAAUGAAAAAAAAA
This is a messenger RNA of Melopsittacus undulatus (budgerigar), 6347 nucleotides long. It is a transcript of the gene EGF, whose product is annotated as epidermal growth factor. NCBI's taxonomy places the organism in Eukaryota, Metazoa, Chordata, Aves, Psittaciformes, Psittaculidae. The transcript has 25 exons. Gene Ontology annotation, cellular component: plasma membrane. Gene Ontology annotation, biological process: canonical Wnt signaling pathway. The coding region runs from base 1 to 3765 and encodes 1254 amino acids. Gene Ontology annotation, molecular function: Wnt receptor activity; Wnt-protein binding; calcium ion binding. The record is from RefSeq and is a predicted model, not a curated record.